AUGUCACCUGAUAACGGUAAUCCGAAAACUCGAUUUCUACCUUUUUCUCUGGCGAGUUAUCUAUUGUUGGUGACAAUAAUGUGUUUACUCAGCGAUAACGAUAAGUCCAGUAUCAACAUUGGAAUUUCUUUAAGUGACUCCGAUCUUUUUUCACUGAAAAAGCUUAUUAAGCUGAAGGGAAACGAAAAGUAUCAAUUCUUGAAUUUCACAACUCAAUAA
This is a messenger RNA of Clunio marinus, 219 nucleotides long. The record is from the annotation of a GenBank genome assembly. Lineage: Eukaryota; Metazoa; Arthropoda; Insecta; Diptera; Chironomidae.